Molecule: messenger RNA, 1503 nt
Organism: Apaloderma vittatum (bar-tailed trogon)
Lineage: Eukaryota; Metazoa; Chordata; Aves; Trogoniformes; Trogonidae
Product: proton-coupled amino acid transporter 1-like
Exons: 10
Coding region: 1-1503 (500 amino acids)
Biological process (GO): proton transmembrane transport; proline transmembrane transport; L-alanine transport
Cellular component (GO): vacuolar membrane
Molecular function (GO): amino acid:proton symporter activity; glycine transmembrane transporter activity; L-proline transmembrane transporter activity
Source: RefSeq, a predicted model, not a curated record
AUGACUGACCCCAAGGAGCCCGAGAAGGGGGGUGUCGAGCUGGGCACCCCUAAUGCAGCUCCCCCCACAGGGACGAUGUCCACCCGGCGCCUCCGCAGCGAGGACUACAAUGACUACAGCUCCACAGACGUCACGCCCGAGGGGAGCCCGCCUGACGGCAUGAACGGCUUCGUCCAUCCCGGGCCCUACCAGCGCUUCGGGGAGACCAAUGGGACAACGUGGUACCAGACCCUGAUCCAUCUCCUGAAGGGCAAUAUCGGCACGGGGCUGCUGGGACUGCCUCUCGCUGUGAGGAACGCCGGCAUCCUGCUGGGUCCUCUGAGCCUGGUGGUGAUGGGAGUUGUGGCCGUGCACUGCAUGGGCAUCCUGGUGAAAUGCGCCCAUCAUUUCUGCAACAGGUUCCAGAAGCAGUUUCUGGACUACGGGGGUACCAUGAUGUAUGGGCUGGAAUCGACUCCCAUCUCAUGGCUGCGGACACACGCCGUCUGGGGAAGGCGUGUAGUGGGACUCUUCCUGAUCAUCACUCAGCUGGGUUUCUGUUGUGUGUACUUCGUCUUUCUGGCUGACAAUCUCAAACAGGUCAUAUCAACAGCAAACGGGACCACUAAUGACUGCAGCCCCAACAGGACAGUGACCAUGACCCCCACCAUGGACUCUCGGCUCUACAUGCUUUCCCUCCUGCCUUUCGUGGUGCUGCUCACGUUCAUCCAGAAUCUCAAGGUCCUGUCCAUCUUCUCCAUGCUGGCCAACAUGGCCAUGUUUGUCAGCCUUGUCGUAAUCUACCAGUACAUCGUCAGGGACAUUCCUGAUCCCAGUGACCUGCCUCUAGCAGCAGCAUGGAAGACCUACCCUCUGUUUUUUGGCACCGCGGUCUUUGCUUUCGAAGGCAUUGGGGUGGUGCUGCCUCUGGAAAACAAGAUGAAGAACCCCCGGCAGUUCCCGGUCAUCCUCUACGUGGGGAUGACCAUUGUCACCACCUUGUACAUCAGCCUGAGCAUCCUGGGGUACCUGCGCUUUGGGGCGGACAUUCAGGCCAGCAUAACACUCAACCUGCCCAACUGCUGGCUGUACCAAGCUGUCAAGCUGCUCUUCUCCUUUGGGAUUUUCUUCACAUACGCCGUGCAGUUCUACGUGCCUGCCGAGAUCAUCAUCCCUCCCCUCGUUGCCCGGGUGUCGGAGCGCUGGGGCUGGCUGGUCAACAUGCUCCUCAGGGUGGCUCUGGUCAGCGUGACCUGCGUGUUGGCCAUCCUCAUCCCACGCCUGGACAUCGUCAUCUCGCUGGUGGGCUCCAUCAGCAGCAGCGCCCUGGCUCUCAUCUUCCCCCCGCUGCUGGAGAUCGCCACCUACUACGCGGAAGGCAUGCACCCCUUCGUCAUCGCCAAGGAUGUCGUUAUCAGCGUCUUCGGCUUCGUGGGGUUUGUGGUGGGGACGUACGAGGCGCUGGUGGAGCUGAUAGCACCCGCCACCACUGUUGGGAACGGCACCAGUGCCAUGGGGCCGUGA